AUGCCCCUACACAGCCCCCUUCGACCACCCACAUCCAGAUCUCGGCCGAUUUUCUACGUAAUACCCGUAAUCCUCUUUAUUGCCGUAUUACUCUUUCAGGAUGUCAUCUACCAGACAUGGGCGCUCAUAUCGCUGAACAUGCACUGGCGCGCCAACGCGGCCGACUUUAUUCUUUCCGCCGAGCGCGACCACUUUGACGUUACUUUUGCCAAUUACACACGCAACCAACGUACCGCGGGCGAGCCGUACCAGGAUGUCGUGCCCCCCGUGCUGCACCAUAUCGCCCUGGGCACCAGGAGGGAGGACUGGCGACCUCAGUGGGAAGAGGCGCUGCAGAGCUGUGUCGAUUUACACCCCGACUGGGAGACGCGACUGUGGACAGAUGACGACGCCGUCGCCUUCAUUGAGCAGAAGUUCCCAGAGUUGAAGGACAUGUGGGACAGCUACCCGUACGCGAUUGAGCGGAUUGACGCCCUGCGAUACAUGAUUCUGUACGAAAUCGGCGGCGCCAUUCUCGACCUGGACGUGCGAUGUAGACGCGCCCUCGGACCGCUCAGGCGCUUCGGCUUUGUCGCGCCAGAGGCGCACCCGACGGGCUUCUCAAUCAGUUUCCUCAUGGCGAGCAGGCAUAAUCCGUUUGUCGGCACCAUCCUCGACAACCUGCCGGCCUUUAACAGGCGGUGGUUCGGGCUGCCCUACGCCGCCGUCAUGUUCAGCACCGGCGGCCACUUCGCAUCUGUCCUGCACACGCUGCAGCCCAGCCGAAAGGACUACAAGAUCCUCCCCGGCCCUCUUCACAGCCUCAACGGCCGAGUCGUGACCCCCCUCUUCGAGCACCUGGGCAGCUCGUCGUGGCACUCGUACGAUGCGCAGCUCAUCACCAUGUUGGGCCACGCCCACCUGAUGCCCAUCUUCUUCGGGGUAGGCAUUGCGCUGGCGUUGUAUGUCAGGAGGCGGAUCAUUAUCCGGCGCUUACGCCUAUCUUGA
Metarhizium brunneum ARSEF 3297 is the source of this 987-nucleotide messenger RNA. Its product is annotated as Mannosyl phosphorylinositol ceramide synthase SUR1. The record is from RefSeq and is a predicted model, not a curated record. NCBI's taxonomy places the organism in Eukaryota, Fungi, Ascomycota, Sordariomycetes, Hypocreales, Clavicipitaceae. Gene Ontology annotation, biological process: mannosyl-inositol phosphorylceramide biosynthetic process. Gene Ontology annotation, molecular function: mannosyltransferase activity.